Cherax quadricarinatus is the source of this 1017-nucleotide messenger RNA. The record is from RefSeq and is a predicted model, not a curated record. Lineage: Eukaryota; Metazoa; Arthropoda; Malacostraca; Decapoda; Parastacidae.
CGUCGACAGCGACGGAGGUAGAUAGUUACGCUGCGUGUGGCGGCUCACACCCAUUGUGACUUGCACCUGAGGCAGUCUGUGAAUGUCAGGUGAAACCUGAAUGCUCUUCAACCUGAUUCUGUAAAUUUUUCGAGCAGCGAAUCGAACACCUAAAAAAAUAUGAGUUAGUUACCAGAACUUUUUGAGUGGGGAUUAUCAAACUGAAAGCGAGUGAAAAUCUGAGCGACUUGUUGACACCGAUCAGUGAACCAAGUGUAUUACUAGUGUAUACAAGGGACCUGAACCACCACCUGCUGUUGCAAGUCGCUCGUUCACCUUGUAACUAUUUCUUCUUAAACUGUACUUUAUAUUUUCGUCCAGAUCAGAAACUUUUUUUCCUACCCCUUGUGUUGUUUUACUUUCCACGGCUGAAAGUAACAUAUAAUUGUGGGAAGUGUUUGUGGACCCGACAUGUGAGGGGCUUAGGCCCCCCCGCAGAGUGUGAGGACCCAAGGGCCCCGCACAUAGUGCUGAGGACCCUUCGCCAUGGCCCCAGGGGAUCCUGCAAGUCCCUGGCUGCUGCUACUGCUGCUGGUGGCAGCAAUGACAGCUACUGCUACAGGAGAGCUGCGGCUGGAGGUGCCGGCGAGGCCGCCACGGGUGUACGCUGGAGCGCCAUCGGGAGUUGACGUGUCGGUGGUGAGAGCCGUUGACGACGACACUGCUGACAACCAGCAGUUCGUCAACAAGCAUCGCUACUUCCUCUACGACUACCAGCACAACGGCCACUUCACAUACUUCGCUAUCGACGAACUGCACGGCAACAUUACCACAGCCAGGUACCUGGAGCUCGGAGCAGGCCAGGAGUACCGUGUCAUCGUUGUAGCACUCAUGUCCGGUAAAGUCAUCAAGCAGGAGAUGACGGUGGAAGUGACACACUACAACCAACACGCCCCAAAGCUCGUCCUCCACCACUACAGGUGGGUUAUGAUCCCUACAUCGCCCGCAGAACAUAUACGCUGUGAGGUGUAUGUCUAG